AUGUCAAGAACUGGAUCAAAACUAUUGAAUUAUGCUGAUCAAACUAAAACUGCGAUUCUAAAUAUUAAGAUUUCUGAAGAUUUUCAACCUACAGAUUGGUUAGGUGCUAUUUUAGCUCCGACAAAGAGUUGUUCAAGUGAUUCUAAUGAAGUUAUGAAAUCCUUAAUUUCUAUGAAAAUCAAAACUAGUGAUCUUGUUCUUGAAAAAGAUGAAAAGAAUGAACCACAGCCAAUAACAAAGCAUCUAUUUCAUGGUGGAACUAGAUCAGGAGAUGUGGUCGCUAGUUAUUAUCAGUUUGGUCAAGAAUUUCCAAUGGAAUUUGAGUUUUUUGGUUUGGAACAAGGCAGAGUAUUUGGUCAGGGAGAUGAUGACAUUGGAGCUUUUACUCUUGCUGGUCAAUACAAUCUUAAAGAUGACUGUGGUGAUAUCAAUAUGAAUAAGCAAUAUGUUGGAAAACAUUCCGUUAUAUAUCGAGGAAAUAUUUCUUUCAAAGGAAUAACAUGUAUGAUAGAAGGACAAUGGGCAAUAGGCGACAUGCAUGAUAGUUUUUUCAUCCGUCUGACUCUUCCAGAGGUAUAUACAAAAGAAAUGGAAAAAGUAUCAUCACCAAAAGCGUCACGAAGACUAGGAAACAAAGUUAUGAUUUCCUAUUGUCCAUGUCAAUAUGAUUUAGCUCAAAAGAUAGCUGAACGAUUAACUACUAAAGGUAUUCCAGUGGUUUGUCCGCCAUUACGAAUGCAUGAGAUGAUAAAAAUAGCAACUGAAGAAGCAAGAGUUGUUGUACCAUUAAUGAGUGAAGCCUAUGAAACAUCUAAUAUUUCAAAGUAUGUUCUUUCUUAUGUUGAUGAAGCUGGUAUUCCUAUAAUUCCUGUAAAAGCGCAAGAUCAUUAUUCACAAAGUGGUUGGCUUGGUGUCAUUUGUGCUGGUGCAUUAUGGACAAAGAUAACAAAUGUGAAUGACAUUGAGAAAAAUAUUGAGAAUCUUAUAAGACAAUUGCAGCCAUAUAUCAGAGAUUCUUUAGAUGAAGAACAACGUAUUGAUACUCUUGUUGAUGGAACUCUUGCUGAAGGUUAUUAUGUUCAGUGGGGAAAUAAGUUUGAUAUGAGAUUUGAUAUGUUUGCUAUGGUAAAUGGAUAUAUUGCUGGUCAAGGAGAUGAUAUAGUCGGUGGCUUUGUAAUCAAUGGGAAAUAUACUUGCUUAUCGAAUAAAAAAGAUUUUGAAUUCCAGUUUAAAAAGCAUUAUAUCGGAAAACACGAUGUUCAAUAUUCUGGAAUUAUAACUCACAACAAAUUUCGAUUCUUUCUUGAUGGGAAAUGGGUUCUAAAUGACUCAUCUGAUAGUUUUCAUCUAGAAAUUUUGCGUAAUCAAUCAUUAGGACGUCAAAGUAUGCAUAUAAUGUUAAGUUACGAAUGGAAGAAUCAAGAGCUGGUUAAGCGAGUAGCAAAUAUGCUCAAACAAAGAAAUAUUCCUACUUGGUUUGAUAUUGCCGGAGAUAUGAAAGGAAAUAUUAAUUCUGCUAUGGCUAAUGGCGUUGAAGGUGCUGCGAUGAUUGUUAGUUUCGCUACUGUUGCUUAUAGUAAAAGCAUUAAUUGUCAAAAAGAAUUUACUUAUGCUUCUCAAUUAAAGAAGAAUAUUCUUCCUAUACUUCUUGAGAAUGAUAACGGAUUGCAAAACACAUGGUUAGGAAUGAUAAUAACUUCGUUAAAUCCAAUCCAUUUGCAAGAUGAUAAUCAAUUCAACUCCAGUAUCGAUACUCUUGUACUAAGAAUUAAUCGAGCUCUUCAAGAGAAAAAAACUGAAGAAUCUCAUCGAUCUCAAGUCAUUACAAGGUUUGAAGGUGGUGCUGUAGAAGGAAAAUAUUAUCAAUAUCAACAAGCUUUUGAUAUGUUCUUUGAUUUCUUUAGCUUAAUAGAAGGAAGAGUUUUAGGUCAAGGAAACGAUAAAAUUGGACCUUUUACAAUGGCUGGAAAUUAUGAUAACGAAGGAAAGAUUUCCUUCACAAAGCAAUACGUUGGAAAACAUGCUGUUGCAUACAAUGGAGAUCUCUAUUGCGAUAACUUGGGAGGAUUUAAGAUUAAAGGACACUGGACUAUUGGCAACCAAACAGAUGAAUUCUAUCUGAAAAGUAUUAAUGCUUCCAAGUCUUGA
Molecule: messenger RNA, 2148 nt
Organism: Rotaria sp. Silwood1
Lineage: Eukaryota; Metazoa; Rotifera; Eurotatoria; Philodinida; Philodinidae
Source: the annotation of a GenBank genome assembly